Messenger RNA from Armigeres subalbatus, 1725 nucleotides. RefSeq lists its product as uncharacterized. The coding region runs from base 1 to 1725 and encodes 574 amino acids. Lineage: Eukaryota; Metazoa; Arthropoda; Insecta; Diptera; Culicidae. The transcript is spliced from 4 exons. The record is from RefSeq and is a predicted model, not a curated record.
AUGGCGCAAAUUCCCGUAGUUCGGCCCAAAAUAGUGCUUGGUGCAGAACAUAUUGCGGCACAGCAGGUGAUGGGGAAAGAGCUUCCUACAUUCAGCGGCAGCCCAGAAGACUGGCCUAUCUUUAUCAGCUGUUUCGAACAGUCGACAACUACGUGUGAGAACUCUGAUGCGGUAAACUUGAUUCGCCUACAAAGAUGUUCAAAAGGACCCGUUUUAGAAGCAGUGCGAAACCGAUUGCUGUUACCUCCUGGCGUACCUUCAGUAAUCGAUACCUUUCGCACCCUGUACGGCCGACCUGAGCUGCUGAUCCGGUCAUUAUUAAGGAAAAUUCAACAUGUAGCCGCUCCGAAACACGACCGUCUGGAAUCGGUUAUGGAGUUUGGAUUGGCUGUACAGAACUUAGUCGAUCAUCUGGAGGCAGCACAUCAAGAAGACCAUCUUGCGAAUCCAGUCCUAAUGCAGCAGUUGGUGGAAAAACUCCCGGGUCCUCUGAAGCUAGACUGGGCUUUGUUCAAAAAACAUUAUGAGAAGCCCACACUUCGAACAUUUGGACUAUUCAUGUCGCAAUUAGUUGUUGCGGCAAGUGAAGUGACGUACGACAUUCCUGCGUUGUACGGGGCAGCCAAGGGUGAACGGUACAAAACGAGAGAAAAGGUACACAUUCAAACCCAUGCUGCAGAAUCGGUGCCGAUGCCGAGUGUCUCGCCCUGUCCGUCUUCAUCAAACCGUAAGACUAACAAACCUUGCACAGUAUGCGAUCGUGAGGGUCAUCGAGUUAGUGACUGUUUUAAAUUCAAGUCGCUGAACGUCGAUGAACGAUGGAAAACCGUGCAACAAAAGGGGCUUUGCAGGACGUGUCUGAAUAGCCACGCACAAAGUACAUACACUAUGUUCCGCGUGCUACCUGUUGUUCUAUACCACAAAAGGCAGGCCGUGUCGGUGUUUGCUUUCAUCGACGAAGGAUCGGAGCUCACGUUUCUCGACGAGAGCAUUGCACAGCAACUAGGCGUAACGGGAGUCGUCGAGCCGUUAACAUUGAAAUGGACCGGAAACUCUCUCCGGUACCAAGAGUUAGCGCAAAUAUUCCCACAUUUAAGAGGUCUCCCAUUACAAGAUCACACGCUGAUUCAACCGAAACUUUUGAUUGGAUUGGACAAUCUGCAACUUGGCGUUCCUCUGAAGCUUCGUCAAGGUCGUGCGGGAGAACCUAUCGCUGCAAAAUGCCGACUCGGUUGGGGCAUAUACGGCGGCAAACAGGAUGCCAUUCACACUGAGAGUGUCGCAAAUUUCCAUGUGGCUGAAGUCACUGAUUCGGACCAGUUGAUGAAUGACCAGCUGCGAAACUUUUUCACGAUGGAGAACAUGGGAUCGGAGGGCACUCAAGAGAAGCUAGAAUCCGAAGAAGAUAAGCGUGCAAACCGUAUUCUUUCGGAAACAACGCGGCGGAUAGCUGUGGGUUUCGAAACGGGACUUCUGUGGAAGACGGACUAUGUUGAAUUACCUGAUAGCUACCCAAUGGCGUUGCGUAGAUUACAGUCGUUAGAGAAAAAAUUACUCAAGCAACCGGAGAUAAAGAUUCGCGUUCAGGAGCAGAUAGCGGAAUACGAGCAAAAAGGAUAUGCUCAUAGGAUCACGGAUGCCGAACUAAGAACAGCAGACCCCCGUCGAGUGUGGUACUUGCCACUGGGAAUUGUACUCAAUCCCAAGAAGCCGGGAAAAAAGUAA